GGCGUGGUUUGUGGUGACGUCAGACGCACCCGGGAUUAUCCUGUUUUAUUUUUUUGUUUUUUUAUGUCGCCUCAUCCAUCGCAUAUUCCAUCCUAACGCACUGCUCGGGGCGGAUUAUCGCCAUGUUGUGACGUUUGCAGCCUCGGCGAGCCUUUACGUAACUUGACGUCGUCUGGAGAAGGAUCUGGAAGCUCGGAUGAGGCGCGUGUCCCGCCACGCAGAUGGGCGCCGACGGCAGCAAGAAGAGGCCCACUGACGCCCGGGAGGACCAGAACCUGGUGUCGGGAUGGCGCGGCUUCCUGUCCGGCAUGAGCCUGUCCCUCCCCGCCGCCGUCUGCCGCCUGGCUCCGCCCCCCCUGCGCCCGGCUGGGCGGCGCAUGCUCCAGGCCAAGGCGCCCGACAUCCCCGAACAUGUGCUGAGGCUGGCGGCUGUGGGGCCCGACAAGCUGAGGGCGGAGUGGAGCCUGCCGGGCUGGGUGACCAUGUUCCUGCCCGAGUUCCCACACAGGCCUGCACCUGGACAGGAACACUUUCAGGUGUUGGGCUACAUCGCCAAAGGUUCUUUCGGCCCCAUCCUGAAGGUGAAGGACAAGAGCAAGCAGAAGACGUACGCUGUCAAGGUGAUUCCCAAAUCUGAGAUCCUCAGACUGGGCGUGUUGGAGCAGUCCAAGGAAGAGGUCAUAGUUCAGCGUCAGGUUCAUCACCCGUUUGUCCACGACCUGCAGGACUGUUGGCAGACACAGCGCCACCUCUACAUUAUGUGUGACUAUUGCGGCACGGGCGACCUCUACACCUACUGGCAGAUGAUCGGACACUUCGCCGAGGACACGGUGCGAGUGUUUGCGGCCGAGCUGGGCUGCGCGCUAGGAUUCCUGCACGACUUUGGAAUCAUCCACAGAGACGUGAAGGUAGGGGAAGUGUUUCAAGCUAAUGGCGUCUUUCAGCUUGUUAUUUCGCCGCAUUCGUAACACAUCGGAAGCGCGACUUACGAACCCCUCGGUUUGCGAACUCUUAUGUCCGCGUGCCGUCAUUUUGCCUCUCUUGUGCCGGCUCGUAUUGAAGAGA
Messenger RNA from Nerophis ophidion (straightnose pipefish), 1065 nucleotides. RefSeq names its product ribosomal protein S6 kinase-related protein-like. Bases 222 to 968 code for a protein of 248 amino acids. The transcript has 7 exons. Lineage: Eukaryota; Metazoa; Chordata; Actinopteri; Syngnathiformes; Syngnathidae. Gene Ontology annotation, biological process: protein phosphorylation. The record is from RefSeq and is a predicted model, not a curated record. Gene Ontology annotation, molecular function: ATP binding; protein kinase activity.